Molecule: messenger RNA, 5410 nt
Organism: Diabrotica balteata
Lineage: Eukaryota; Metazoa; Arthropoda; Insecta; Coleoptera; Chrysomelidae
Source: the annotation of a GenBank genome assembly
CGGCAACGUUGCACACAUUCUACAAUAACACAGUUUUUAAUGGGCUUCAUUUAACGUUAAGAAUUGUUUUUAUUAUAUUAAUUUACAUAUCAUAUAUUUUUCAAACGUCUAGUAACUAAAUAAGACUUUUUAACUUUUAUUAUAUUGCGUCACAAAAUUAUUGAACGGAAUUACUCUGAAGUGUAAGCCGCAAGCCCAUCAGUCAACACGCCAUUUUGCCGUUGGUCGAUCUGUAUCCUGUUAUAUUUUGCAAGUGUGUACGUAUCUGCUUCGUUUGUAGUGCAAAGAAGAUAUAAUCCUAAAAUUUACAAUUAGCAGAUAAUUAUAAAACAUAUUGCUUAAAAUAAGUGUUGUUGGCAAUUGCUAGAACAGACAAGUAAAUCAAAAAUAUCACUAUCUAAAUUCUAAGGAGUAUAAUUAAAUAUAGAAAACUAUCCAGUCUGCAAAGGGUAACUUGGUAGAAUAAUACCAUGUGCCCUAUACUGUAAUUUUAUCAUUAUGGCACAGCCACAGUACUUUGAAGUCUUAAAUAAUAGUAACAAGAAUCAAGAGCAACAUUUUUUCUCUAAUAUUGAAGAUUCUACUGUUCAAUACGUCAUUACUCCAGAUAAUACUCAAGUCCAGCUUCCAGCACAGCAGAUCCCUAACCAAAUUGUACAAACCCAGAUUGUACAGCAGUCCAUUAUUCAACAGCCCAUUCAGAUACAAACUCCCCAAUAUACCCUUAUCAAAGAUGGUACCAUAAGAACUACAGAAGGUCAGCAAAUAUUCUUUGUUGAAAAUGCUAUAACUGAUGGUAUUGUUAUUGAAAAACAGAUUCAACACACUCAACAACCCAUUGUGUUAAACCAUCAAAUAUCGCAACCUGCGAUUGCUAGGGCUCCUCUUAUGAAGCCUACUCUGAAUCAACAAGUGUCUUUAGAAGUAAUACAAAAACAGAAAACAAUGCAGCGCCCUCCUAACCCGAACCAAGCUCGUCUACUUUCUCCAUCGGUGGGUCAAAUUAGACAACUAGGUAAUGUGCCAAACAAAACAGCUUGUCCAACAAUUAUUCCCAAUAUUGGCCGAACUCAAAUAGCUGGCCAAACCACUCUUAGACAUGGAUUAGUCAGGGCAGGUCAACCAACAUUUAGAUCUCAAACGGCCUCAGUACGACAGACGGAACCUAACCAAGUGAGAUUGCCAAUAAGGGCACCAAAUCAGGCAGUCUCAAAUAGACCCAAUGUAGUCAGAAGUCCCAUUGCCAAUUCUAUAAACCAAAGGUUACAAGGACUGACGCAACAACAGCCUAUUCAACUAGUGCAGCAACCAUCUGCACAGCUUUCCAAGUUUAACAGUCAGGGAUCAAGUGCUAGUGAGAGUGAAACGAAAAAUGAGGAUCAGGAAGCUGUAUCUUUACCUGAUGGUACUGUAGUCUCUAUGACGUCAUAUAAAAAGAUGUUGGCAGAUCAAAAGGCGCGAAGCACUCCCUCAAAACAACAACUCAGUCAACAAAGCAACCAAAUCCAUCAAGCUCCGAAUCUUCAACAACAAAACAGCCCUCUACAGUCCAAUAGUUCUCUCCAGUCUACCAACCCUAUAUCACAGUCGUCUCUUUUAAUACCGCAAAACAAUAACUUAGUAGUAUCGCGUAGAGCCGUUAACACUCCUAAUAAGCCUCCAGCGACACCCAAGAAGAGGAACCCUUCUCCGCGUGUACCUCGUUCUCAACAGCCAAAGACUCCGAAAACUCCUCGAGCGAGAGGAGCUGCGGCUCAAGCCAAUCAGCAACAGCAGCAACAACAGUCGAAUAGCCCAGGUCAUUUUUCUAUGUUAAGUCAACAACAGAACGUGAAUAAGCCCCAACAACAACAGUUUUCAAAUCAGCUCCCUGUGCUUGCGUCGUUGUCGCAACAACAAUCUCAGAUACAGCAGCAAGUUCCUGUACAGCCUCAACAAAAGCAACAACAAACCCAGCUGCAUCCCUCGCAACACCAACAACAGAAUCAAAUGCAGCCAUCGCAACAGCAACAACAGGCUCAAAUGCAGCCUCAACAACUGCAACAAGCUGCGAGGCAGCCGCAGCAACAACAACAGCAACAGCAGCAGCAGCACCAACAAUCUUCUAGUCCUGCUCAGAUGCAACAGAAUCAGCAAGCUAGACCCAAACAGUCGAUGGCGAAUUUUGUAAUUCAACCUCCGAAAUUGAACCAGAAGCCGGCGAAUCAACGGCCUCUACCUUCUUUCGUACCGUCUAGUCACAUUCAGAGAAUAAUAGAAGAAACACCACUUAGCGAAGAAUUCGCAGAUUCGAUUAGAAUGCUUGUACUACUAGAAAACGGAGAACAAAGACUCAUAACGUUUACGUUACCCAAAGAAGCGUGCACCAUUCAAGAAAUUUUGGAACAAGUUAACGUCCCUUUCAACGUAGACACCAACAUAGAAGUUACAGAAACGAAUUCUGAAGGCAUUAAUUAUAUUGUGACUGUUGGAAUUCUGGCUAAAUCUCGAUUUGGGCUGGAUGCUGCAACUGACUCAUUGUCACAGGAGGCUACACCCGUACACAUACAAGAAAAUCAAUAUCAACUACAGGUUGAGCCAGUUGCCAAUUCUGCGCCCAACGUCCCUACUGCAAAAGCUGUAUCCUCAUCUACACAACAAACCACUCAACAAAACACACAACAAACCACACAACAAACCACACAACAAACCACACAGCAAACCACACAACAAAAACCACCAGAACAACCAAAGUCUCCAGUACCAGCGCCAGUGAAGGAAACCCCUAAGCUUAUCAAAGGCAUGCUGGCGGUAUGUGUGGGUUGCGGCUUCUUAUCCGAGGAUUUCAACAAAUGUCAGAGAUGUCUUAGGAAGCUACCAGAUACAGUGAAAGCCGUGCCUGACCCUAGGAGUACGAACUCCGGGCAAAAACGGGAUAUUGCAGCAGUCGCCGCAGCGCAACAACAAAAACACCAGGCGAUGCAGCUACAACAACAGCAGCAGCAACAACAGACACAACAACAGACACAACAGGGGCAACAACAACAGAAGAUUUCUUCGGCGGCCGCUGCACCAAAAAUUCCAUCUCCCCAAAAGAAGAAAGCGACCAGAUCUAAAACACUCGAAGACAGUGUCCACGUCAUUAGCUCCGAUGAGGAAGAAGAAGAAUCUCCCAAACUUAGUGAAAACCUUUUGCAGAAACUGGGCAAUUCUGUAACUAUCAGUCCGAAAUCUAAGGAACCUUCACUAGCAGACAUUCAAAGACAUUUAUCAAAAAAUGAUGGUCCGACCAAAUCGAUAGCUGAAAAAGAAAUCGUCCGGACAAAAGUAAAAUGCAGGACCGUUCGCAUUGGCUCCUACAGAUGUAUUCCUUUAGAAGAUAUCGUAAUAGAUUCGGAAGCGGUAACCAUAAAGGUUCCGCAUCCACACAAGGAAAAAGGCGUAAAAACAAUCACGUUCGGAAAAUGCGACACCGUCAAAGUAUUGGUCAGCUUCAACAGUUCCUUGCCCGUGAUCUUCUACUAUUUGAAUCCGUCUGCAGCCUCCCAGGUACGGACAGUGCUGGAUAUGAUGACGGACAGCGACUACUACUACGAUCCAUUAUCUCUGGAAGACGAGGUUCAUCGUCGACUGACCUUAUUGCCGGAUGAUCUUUCGGAAGAUAAUAGGAACGCGUUUCAAACGAUUUACAGCCACCCUCCUAGUAUUUUCGAGGAGUUGAACAUCAAAGAGGCCAAUGACAUUUUGAUUAAGACCUGUCCUAAGGAUGUGGCCCGGCCAACUCCCGGUUUUGGCGCUUUCGCCGAGAUAAAACAGUUGCUGACUUAUCCACCGGAGGGCCGUUACCGCUUAACCAUCAACACAGAGGAUUACAUGUGCUUGGCUCAAGACCAGUUUCUUAAUGAUGUGAUAAUAGAUUUCUACCUAACCUAUCUCGUGGACAACUUACCUUCAGAACAAAAAUCGAAGAUCCACGUCUUCUCAACCUUCUUCUAUAAACGACUGACCACCAAACCCACAAAAGCCUCUAGGAAAUCUCAGCCCAGUGAACUGGAUCCGACCUUAUCACCGGCACAAAAACGCCACGCCAGAGUCAAGAAAUGGAGCAAAAACGUCAAUAUAUUCGAGAAGGAUUUCAUAAUAGUUCCGAUUAACGAGAACGCCCAUUGGUUUCUAGCUAUAAUAUGCUUUCCGGGAAUGUCGGGCUGUCAUACCUGGGACGGAAAACCUUACAAACUCGAAGUUAAAUCUAAAAAGAAAAAAAACGUUACAACAACCGUUAGCAUUGCCAACGUAACCGUAGCAAUUAAACAAGAAAAACUCGCUAAAGCGAUAUCGUGCGAUGAUCCCGAGGCGAGUGAUAAAGACGAAGCAGAAGGAGACGAUAGUGAGAUGGAAUCAGAUGAUUCUGAAGAAUUGCCGCUUUCUCAGAACGGUCAAACGCCUAGUUCUACACCUACAAGUACGAAUUCGGCCGAUAGUAAUGCUAAAAGGGCAAGCACUCCACCUUCUACGAGUAGGAGCUCUAAAGAACCGAGAGUGCCCAUUAAACAGCCCUGCAUUCUUAUAUUCGAUUCUUUAUCCGGAGCUAGCAGAUGUCGGGUGGUUGCUACUUUAAGGGACUAUUUAACGUGCGAAUACAAAUCACGAAUGGGAAGCGAGAGAGUAUUUAAUAAAGACGUUAUCAAGGGAGCCUGUCCGAAAGUUCCACAACAAAAUAAUUUCACGGACUGUGGACUGUACCUGUUACAAUACGUUGAGCAAUUUUUUAAGGAUCCUAUUAAAGACUUCCGGAUACCUAUAAAAGAAAUCCAGAAUUGGUUCGAAGAAAUCAUCGUUACCAGGAAACGUGAAGAUAUAGCUAUUUUAAUAAAAACUUUAAUGCGAGAAUAUGGCAAGGAUUUAAGGCUAGUGCCAGACAAUAUAGCCUUUCCAACGCUGCACGGUAAAAUCGUCGAACAUGAAAUGGAUGAAGAUGAAGAGGACGAGGAAGAAAUGAUGGAAGAGGAGGAGGAAGAAGAAGAAUCCUUUGAAACGUCGAAAGAUGAUCUACCGUUGAAUUCCUCCAAAGAAUCCUUGUCAGACGUCUUCUCGGAAAGCGAAAUAAAGGGCGAAGAAACCGGAUCGCCCAUCAAACCCUCUAAUGAAGCCGUGCCUAGUGAUUUUGUGACUCAACGCGUAGUGAACCCUAAACCGGACGUAAGCGAAUUCCCGCGACAAACUAAUAGAGACACGCUCUCAAUUCUUAAAGCUAAACGUAUAGUAAGACAUAGAAAUAUUGACGGACCAAGUGUUAAAAAACCAAGAAAUGGGCAGGAUUAGUUAUUUUAUUAUCUUUAUUCAAAACAAGACUUGUUUUUAUUUUCUAUUGUUAAUAUUAAGUGUGAGCAGUUGUAAUUUUUUAUUUAAAAUAUAAAUAUCAAACGAUUUA